Molecule: messenger RNA, 1802 nt
Organism: Scylla paramamosain (green mud crab)
Lineage: Eukaryota; Metazoa; Arthropoda; Malacostraca; Decapoda; Portunidae
Gene: Alg2
Product: alpha-1,3/1,6-mannosyltransferase ALG2-like
Exons: 2
Coding region: 350-1573 (407 amino acids)
Cellular component (GO): endomembrane system
Molecular function (GO): alpha-1,3-mannosyltransferase activity; GDP-Man:Man(1)GlcNAc(2)-PP-Dol alpha-1,3-mannosyltransferase activity
Source: RefSeq, a predicted model, not a curated record
GCAGCAGAAUACAAGGAAAAAAUAAAUAAAUAAAUAAGGAAAAGUGCCCUGUCUGACGCCGCCACACAUAAGAAAGAGGACAUAAUAGGGACAUACCUGUUUGAAAAUAAAUAUAGUAUGAAAACAAAGAGAACAAUGCAUAAAUAAUGAUACGGAAGGAAGAGGAGAAAAGGAAGAAAACAGAAGACCAGACGGUGAGAAGAGACGCUCCAGGGAGUGCCGUUUCAAAGGCAACACUCAAGAAACAACUCGACAGCAGUAGUAGCAGCGACGGCGGGGCGGUGACGUGAAGCAAGGGAUAUUCCAGAAGCUGCAUCUGAAGAUUGCUGAGGUCCCAGUGGUCAGCAAGAUGGUGGUAGUAGCAUUUGUUCAUCCUGACCUGGGCAUUGGUGGGGCUGAGCGCCUGGUGGUGGAUGCUGCCCUGGCACUGCGCAGGAAGGGCCAUCAAGUGCACCUGUUUACUGCACAUCAUGAUCCAACACACUGCUUCCCAGAGACCACUGAUGGCCAGCUAGAAGUAACCUGUGUUGGGGACUGGCUGCCACGCUCCACCUGUGGCAGCCUCAUGGCACUGUGGGCAUAUGUACGUAUGGUGUAUGUGGCGCUCUACCUGGUGUUGGCUAGUGGUCUGGCCUUUGAUGUGGUGUUUGUGGACCAGGUAUCUGCCUGCAUCCCCUUCCUCAGGCUUCGGCGGCAGGCAAAGAUACUCUUUUACUGUCAUUUCCCAGAUCAGCUGUUGACCCAGCGUCGCACUGUGCUGAAGAAGUUAUACAGAUAUAUCCUUGACACUCUUGAGGAGUGCACCACCAGGCAAGCUGACUGUGUGUUGGUCAACAGCCAUUUCACUGCCUCAGUAUACCGUGACACCUUUCCUUCCAUUGGAUCUGCACCCUCAGUUCUCUACCCCUCACUAGACUUUGAUAAAUUUGAUAAGUAUUCCUCUCUUACCUUACAUGAUGUUGGUCUAGAUAUUGACAGUACCUGUAUGUUUUUGUCUUUAAAUCGCUUUGAGCGCAAGAAGAAUCUAAAUCUUGCUCUGGAAUCUUUCAGUCUAUUAGUAGAAAAAGUUGGGAAGCAGCAUGAUUCUGCUUUACACCUGGUAUUGGCAGGUGGCUAUGACCACCACCUUCAAGAAAAUGUUGAGCAUUACUGUGAGCUGGUCAACACUGCCAGGAGUCUAGGCAUUGUGGACAUGGUUACCUUUCUUAAGUCUCCUGAGGACAGGGUGAAGGUAGCUCUACUAAGAGCAGCUAAGUGUCUCCUCUAUACUCCUGACAAGGAGCACUUUGGCAUUGUGCCAGUGGAGGCCAUGUAUUUGGGUACACCAGUCAUUGCUGUUAACAGUGGAGGGCCACGGGAGACAGUGGUGAGUGGAGAGACAGGCAUCCUCACCCACCAGACUCCAGAAGCUUUUGCAGAAGCAAUGGAGACCUUUGUUACUGGCAAGAGUGACAGGGAAGCUAUGGGCACUGCUGCACAUAAUCGUGUGAUCAGUAAUUUUUCUUUCAUUAAAUUUUCUGAGCAUUUGAACUAUAUAAUACAGGGGCUAAUGGAUGAAAGGAAACAAAAAUAGUAGAUAUUAUUUGUAAAGUUCAUUCCAGAUACCAUUUCAGUGAUUGACUUGGUAUAAACUUUAUUUUUUUAAUUGUAAAAUUAUAAUGAAAUGUCAUAAUAUUCAUGAAGACAUGAGCGAUAGAGGUGAGUCAUUGGUACAUAUCAGUCGUUCUGUUUUUUGCCAGUAUAAAGUAAGGUUUUCACAUGUGACUACUACAUACAUAAGUAAUAUAUCAUAAAACAGCAAA